This is a messenger RNA of Leptonychotes weddellii (Weddell seal), 1703 nucleotides long. NCBI's taxonomy places the organism in Eukaryota, Metazoa, Chordata, Mammalia, Carnivora, Phocidae. The record is from RefSeq and is a predicted model, not a curated record.
UGAUGACGCAUCAGGAAAAUACAGGAAGUAAGGCCUACGGGAGCCGAGGUGGGCCUAAAAGACUCCGGGUUCGGGCCUCCUGGGCGGGAGGGAAUGAAUGGGCGCUGACCCGGAGGCGCGUCCGCUCUAGGGACAGGCCUUAGGCGUGUGAGUGGCCGCAGCAUGGAGGACGACGCUCCGGUGAUCUAUGGGCUGGAGUUCCAGGCCCGUGCUCUAACACCUCAGACUGCAGAAACAGAUGCCAUUCGGUUUUUGGUUGGGACGCAGUCUCUUAAAUAUGAUAAUCAGAUCCACAUCAUAGAUUUUGAUGACGAAAAUAACAUUCUAAAUAAAAAUGUCCUCCUCCAUCAAGUGGGUGAGAUCUGGCACAUUAGUACCAGCCCUGCCGACAGAGGUGUGCUGGCCACGUGCUACAAUAAACCUUCAGACAGCAAAGUCCUGACGUGCGCAGCCGUGUGGAGGAUGCCGAAGGAGCUGGAGCCGGGCAGCCACGAGUCCCCCGACGAUUCAUCAAGCACCGCGCACAGCCUGGAGCUGCUCUGUCACCUGGACAACACGGCCCACGGCAGCACAGCCUGUGUCAUGUGGGAGCCCACGGGGGACGGGAAGAAGGUCAUCUCGCUGGCGGACAACCACAUCCUGCUGUGGGACCUGCAGGAGAGCUCCGGCCGGGCCGUGCUGUCCAGUUCGGCAUCCCUGGAAGGGAAGGGGCAGCUGAAGUUCACCUCGGGACGGUGGAGUCCUCACCACACCGGCACCCAGGUGGCCACUGCGAACGACACGACCAUCCGAGGGUGGGACACGCGGAGCAUGAGCCAGAUAUACUGCAUCGAGAACGCCCACGGGCAGCUGGUGCGGGACCUGGACUUCAACCCCAACAAGCAGUACUACCUAGCCAGCUGUGGGGACGACUGCAAGGUGAGGUUCUGGGACACCCGAAGUGUCACCGAGCCCGUGAAGACCCUGGAGGAACACUCCCACUGGGUGUGGAGCAUCCGCUACAACCACUCUCACGACCAGCUUGUCCUCACGGGCAGCAGCGACAGCAGGGUCAUCCUGUCCAACAUGGUGUCCAUCUCCUCCGAGCCCUUCGGCCACCUGGUGGACGACGAUGACCUGAGUGACCAGGAGGAGCGCCGUCCAGAGGAGAAGAGCCAGGAGCCCCCACAGGACAGCGUCAUCGCGACCUACGAGGAGCACGAGGACAGCGUGUAUGCCGUGGACUGGUCCUCUGCUGACCCCUGGCUCUUCGCCUCCCUGAGUUACGACGGGAGGCUCGUCAUCAACAGGGUGCCCCGGGCGCUGAAAUACCACAUAUUGCUGUAGCCCCAUCCUGAUCCGUCUUUGGCAGGUUCUCGAAAACGUGUGGCUCUUUGGAGGUAGUUUUCCAGAUAGACCCGUGUCUGGGAGAACCAGCGUUGCCUGCCUCUCUGGCGAGCCUUCGUACAUGACGAGGGAGCUUCUGCCAGCAGCCGCUGAGCCUGCCUGAAGUCUUCCUCACUGACCACGGGAAUGGCGUCCUCACCGGGGCGUGAGCCGUCCUGCUGUGGAUGGCUGUCUGCCUGGUCUCUGUUUUCUCUCCCUGGUCUCUGUCAGGGUGUUGGGAGUUCCAUUAAAAAAAACAAAAAGAACAAAAAAACCCCACUUUGUUUCCAUAAUAUUAACUCAUUUUUUCUUGAGAUUAAAAAUAAAAUAAGCAAGGC